Mastomys coucha (southern multimammate mouse) is the source of this 872-nucleotide messenger RNA. It is a transcript of the gene Sumo3, whose product is annotated as small ubiquitin like modifier 3. The record is from RefSeq and is a predicted model, not a curated record. Gene Ontology annotation, cellular component: nucleus. Gene Ontology annotation, molecular function: protein tag activity; ubiquitin-like protein ligase binding. NCBI's taxonomy places the organism in Eukaryota, Metazoa, Chordata, Mammalia, Rodentia, Muridae. The transcript has 4 exons. Bases 194 to 862 code for a protein of 222 amino acids. Gene Ontology annotation, biological process: protein sumoylation.
ACCGCGCCCGGGCCUCCGCGCCCCUCCCCCACCGGCCCGCGCCCCUCCCCCACCGGCCUCGCACUCCGCCCCGGGCUCCGCUCUAGCCCCACCCCCGGCUGUGCCUCCCGCCACGCCAAGGCUCCGCCUCCGGGGUGGCCCCGCCCCGAGCAUAGCCACGCCCACGGCCGGAGAACCCGGAACUUGGGUGCUGAUGCUUGGCUCCGCGGUCGGUCCUCCCUCCAUCCUUUCGCGUGCCGCGCGCGCUCAGGCGCACGCGUGGUUGGUGCCGCGCGGGAGGCUCGGCGGGCGCUCGGAGAGUUGCGCCGGACUGGGAGCCAGGUUGGCCGUUCCGAGCUUUCCGAUGUUCGCCCGGCCGCAUGCCCUCCCACCCCACCGCGGUGGUCCACGCGAUGGGUGCGUGGAAAGGGCAGGGUUGCCCGUUCCAGAUGGAACAGUUUUCCCACUCUCACCGGCCCUGCUGGGGACAGGAGAUAACGUCGGAGCGUGGCAUUCUGUGCUCUUGACCGGCCUGGAGAUGACCACUCUCUUGAGAGACCCCCGGAGCAGGGAGGGUGUGAAGACAGAGAAUGACCACAUCAACCUGAAAGUGGCGGGGCAGGACGGCUCAGUGGUACAGUUCAAGAUCAAGAGGCACACCCCACUGAGCAAGCUGAUGAAGGCCUACUGCGAGAGGCAGGGCUUGUCAAUGAGACAGAUUCGAUUCCGGUUUGAUGGACAACCAAUCAACGAAACAGACACUCCAGCCCAGCUGGAGAUGGAGGAUGAGGACACCAUUGACGUAUUCCAGCAGCAGACAGGAGGAACAGCCUCCCGAGGGAGCGUCCCCACACCCAACCGUUGUCCUGACAUGUGCUAUUGAGCGGUGACCA